GGUUAUGUUUGUUCAAGAUAGCGUAAAAUAAUAUUCACAGAAGGCCGUAUCGAGUUACAUACGUCUGCGGUCUGCUUCGUUAACACAACGAAUUUUGUUGAAGUUAGGCUGCUUAGGCAAGCGACAUAUGCCUGAAAGAAUGGCUUCUGAAAAAUCUCCGGUUGAAAAUCCAGAAAUGCAGGUUAUGAAGCAAAGAAUAUCGAAAUUUUUUUCAGAGUAUGGCCGACGUCAUGGUCUGAACUUUAAACCGCGAUCAGACGAUGUGCUCAUCGUAACUUCGCCCAAAUGUGGUACAACAUGGAUGCAACAGAUCUUGCACCAGCUACGAAGUGGUGGAGAUAUGUCAUUUGAUGAAAUCACUGAUGUUGUUCCAUUCCUAGAAAGUGCUUAUGAUACAGAGAGAGACCUUGAAGCUGAGCACAAUUUUCAACCACGAUGUUACAAGACCCACGCUUGGUAUCCCGACUGUCCCAAAGGUGCUAAAUACAUUGUCAUCUACCGUGAACCAUGUGCUUCUUUCAACAGUUACUUCAACUUUCUCAAAGGCUGGAUUUUCCAACCUGGGAAGAUUUCCCUCAAUGAAUUUGUGCAAGAAUUUCCGCUUGCUCUUGGUGAACCAAAAAGCAAAAUGCAGCAUUAUGCGAUUUAUGCCUCAUAUUUUCUUCACUUGAUGAGCUGGUGGGAACACAGGAACGAUCCAAAUGUCUUGUUUUUGUUCUACGAGGACAUGAAAGACGACUUGGAGAGCGUAGUCAGAAAGGUUGCAUCGUUCAUAGGAAUUGAAGACGAAGAAAGAAUUAAAAAAGCUGUUGAAAUGAGUUCCUUUGAAUUCAUGAAGAGCAACGAGAGGAAAUUUAUUUUUGCGCGCCUAGCAAAAUAUAGAAAUAAAGUUUGUGGUUUACCAGAGGGAGCCGAAGGUAGAAUAGUUGCCACAGGAUCUGCAACUAAAGGACGAGAAAUGAUGGAUGAGAAGACUAAAGAAAUGAUUCAGGCAAAGUGGAAUGAGGUGGUUUGGAAACAGACUGGAUUUCAAGAUUACCAACAGCUCAGAAAUGCAUUCAAGAAGCAAAACGAAAAUAAAUGAAUGAAUUAAACUAUUAAAAUGAAAUUGCAGCUAUUAAAAAAGUUGUUGCUUUCAAAGAACUAUCCUAAGUUUUCAUUCUUUGAAAAAUAGCUUGUAUAGUUCAUAGUUGUAUUCGCAUUGAUUUACAUGCAGGAUAAGGAUUAUUUGUAUGUUUUA
This is a messenger RNA of Dendronephthya gigantea, 1240 nucleotides long. Its product is annotated as amine sulfotransferase-like. The transcript is spliced from 3 exons. Gene Ontology annotation, biological process: sulfation. Lineage: Eukaryota; Metazoa; Cnidaria; Anthozoa; Malacalcyonacea; Nephtheidae. Bases 128 to 1084 code for a protein of 318 amino acids. Gene Ontology annotation, molecular function: sulfotransferase activity. The record is from RefSeq and is a predicted model, not a curated record. Gene Ontology annotation, cellular component: cytoplasm.